Messenger RNA from Hipposideros armiger (great roundleaf bat), 3265 nucleotides. Its product is annotated as putative protein ZNF720. NCBI's taxonomy places the organism in Eukaryota, Metazoa, Chordata, Mammalia, Chiroptera, Hipposideridae. Gene Ontology annotation, biological process: regulation of DNA-templated transcription. The coding region runs from base 433 to 684 and encodes 83 amino acids. The record is from RefSeq and is a predicted model, not a curated record. The transcript is spliced from 4 exons.
UCCUCAGAGGCCCCGCCUGCGGCCCACGUUUUCUGGCAGCGUAGGCCGGAGUUUCUUGCAGACCCGGAAGCGGCCAAGGCAGAGAGAAGGUCUGAUUGGCGACCGUGACUUUCAGUGUUUGUAGUUUAAACCUGAGCGUCUCAGUCCACCGUCCUACGCUCCUGACGCCUGGGGGUCAGUACCGACGGUGAAGUCCCCGCACCCGCGCCCCCUACAGCGGUGCUCAUGGUUCCUGACUGUGUCCUGUGGCAAAGGACAGGAGAGGGCCACCGUCUCAGCAUUUCAGGCCUUCAUUUUGGGGGAAUCAGGCGGUGAUGUGGAGGGGGACUGUGCAGACACCCUUGAAGGCACAUUUCUCAAGAUGCAGAUGUGAUUCCUCCCGAGAACAUCACCUAAAGAAACAAACCAGAGCAGGAGGAGGACGAGGACGAAAUGGCUGCUUCUCAGGGACGGUUGACAUUCAGGGAUGUGGCCAUAGAUUUCUCUAAAGAAGAGUGGGAGUGCCUGCACCCGGCUGAGCGGAAACUGUACAUGGACGUGAUGCUGGAGAACUACAGGAACCUGCGCUCCCUGGGUCUUGCUGUCUCUAAGCCAGACCUGGUUACCUAUUUGGAGAGAAUGAAGGAGGCCUGGGAUGUGAAGCAAAAAAAGACAGUAUCCAUCCUCCCAGGUAGGUGGGAAUGAAGGAGCAGAUGGCACAGGUGAGAGGGUCAAAGGUCUCUGAGGAAGCCAGACCUUAAGAUGUGGUUUAGGGGGCUCUGCUUCAGGGGAAAGGAUGUGAGAAGCCCAGGUUUCUUUCUGUUGCUGUCACAGAUGGACAGUCCUGUCCAACAUGUCCCAUGCUCCUACAUCUUUAGGGACUGUCCUCAGUGAUCUGGGUCACAAUCGCAGUGAAGGCCGAUGUCCUCCUUUUCUGUGGGGACCACCAUGGGCUGGCUACUGUUCCAUUGCCUCGGAGGCCUUGGAAAAUCUGUGCUGUCUGUUGGGGAAUUCUCACUGAAGCCAUAUUUAAAGUUCCGUUCUUGCCUUUUGUAAGGAGUUUGUUAAGGAAGUGGUGGAGGUCCUGGAAUUUGAUGUAGAAAUUCCAGGGGCACUGGGGACAGAUGUCAUACAUUUUCUGCUUUAUAAUUUCUAAUCCUAAAGAGGCUUCAAACAUAACCCUACAAAGUUAAGACUCAGUAAUUUCUUCUCAGCACCAGGCACCUCCCUAAAGUCAGAAACCCUCAAUCUUGGUUUCACUUCAAAAUGUCCUUUUGCUUUGCACGAACUAACAUUAGAAAUUUUGAGUUUCUACUCCCAAUUCUGGCAUGUAAGAAUAGUUUAAUAUAUCUGUUUACUUCACAGAAUGCUUAAAUGAAUAAUGCCAUAGGGGAGCUUAGAACAUUGCCCACCGUAUAGGGAGGUCUCCAUUGUUCCCUGAUUUCUUAAUGACUAGCGUGUUAUAAUUCUGUCUUGUUCAGUCCAAUGCUUCCUGGGACUGUGUUUUGUAUGUUUUCCAUUUCUGAAUAGAUCUUUGUCAGAUUACUGGUUUUAGAUUCAGAAGUGCUGCUACAACAUGCUCAAAUGAAAUCCUUAAGAAGUAAGUUGUAGAAUUGUUAUGUUUCCAUAUUUAGGAAAUUAUUUGCUUCCUCAAUUUCAGUUUUCUUCAGGCAGAAGGUAAUCAUGAGGUUUCUCAUCUGCCUUCCUCAGCAUGUCUCUCAAUCAUGGUGUACUUUAAUCUCAAAUUUUGAUUUUAUAGAUCACUCAUUCUGUGAUAUUUUACUUUUUUGUUGUUCCUUGUUUUAGAAAUGUUUUUUUUUUUGUUCUGUGUUUGAUGGAUUACAGCCUAUAUAUUUCCUGUAAAAAUAAUAGCAAUAUAUUUAUGACCUAAUAAAUUUCUCCAGUGUUAUUUACAUUCUUAUUUAUUAAAUUUUCCUUAGAGCUAUUUAUGAAUGAUUGUAAUGGAUUGUCUGGGAAAUUUUCCUUUCCUACAACACGUAUUCCAAUGAUUGAGAAUGCUUGCUCUUCGUGGGGCCACACUGACGGUGGAAUCUGAGUUCUACAGAAGGAUUCUCCUCAAUAGUACAUCUGUGUAGUGUUCACAGCUCUGGGGAUCUUUUGUCUCUUAUUCUCAUUUUACAAUUCCAUAACAAUGCUUUUUUUUAUGGUAGUUUCUUCAAAUUUAGUUACUUACAUUUUUGGUUGUUACAUAGAUAUUAUGAAUGUGAAUGCCAUUUUUCAGCUCAGUACACUUAAGACAAUAUGGGGUUUGAUUCACAUAUGAAUCAUGCAUAUGUCUAUUUCCAUUAACAUGUGCAUUGUUGUCUGUAUCAUCAUUUUACUCCAACUUUAUGCAUGACUCAUCUUGUUUAUUUAUUUAUUGUUUGGUUAGUGGUCAGUGCUUUUCUUAUCCUGCUUAGUUAAGUAGUUGUGGCAAUAGUGUUAAUUUCACAGUGAUUUCUGAUGGUUGUAGAUUCUCUUUGUGAGACAACCACUUUUUUGAAAUCCAGAUAAUUUUUGAAAUGUUUUAUAACAGUAUCUGUUUUAGAUAUUUUUCAUUUUCAAUUUUGGUAAAAACCUGUGACCAAAAUUCUACCCUCUGUACCUGUACAGUCCAGUCGUGUUAAGUAUAUUCACAUUGUUGUGCAACUGAUCUCUGGACGUUUCCAUCUUACAAAACUGACUGUGUACCCAUUAAACAACCACUCCUUCAUUUCCCUUCACCCCAAGCCUCUGGCUACUACCCUUCUUUUUGUUCUGUGAGGAGGACUGCAUUAGGCGACUCACAUAGUAUCUGUUUCUUCUGACUGGUGAGCUUUACUUAAAUGUCUUCAAGGUUUUUCUGUGUUGUAUCAGGUGAGAGCAUCUGUUUCUGUUUCAAGGACUGAAUAAUAUUCCGUUGUAUGUAUAUGCUACAUUUCUUCACCCGUUGAUCUAUCGAUGGCCAUUUGGGUUGCUUCAUCCUAUUACAGGCUUUGUGGAUAGUGCUACAGUGUGCAUGGGUGUGCACGUGGCUCUUGCGGAGACUCCUUUGAAGUCUCUUGGAAAUGUACCCAGAAAUGGGAAGGCUGCAUCACAGCACAAUUCUAUUUUUAAUUUUUUGAAAGACCUUCAUAUUAUUUUUCAUACUGUUUGCACCAAUUGUUUCAUCCAAGAGUGCAUAAGGGACAAUUUCUCCACAUUUUUGCCAACACUUGAAAUUUUGUGCUCCUUUGUUAGUGUCAACCUAAUUAAUGUGAUGCGAUAUGUAUGUUAUUGUGUUUUGGUUUAUUUUUUUUAAUUGGGU